UUUUGCAUUCUCCUCAAUCUCUUUCUCUCUCUUUCUCUCAGUUGAGGUCUUAUUCUCUCCCAAACUUUAUUCCAUUAAACCGCAACAACCUGCUUGGCAACGGUUGCCACCGAACAACCGACCAGCAACGUGUGAUCUCCAACGGAAAACGUACGUCGCGUUACGCGGCCGCUCCCAAACCGACGCAUGACGAUAGAUGCUCUCUCUCGCAAGUUAGGUGAUCCUGCUGCCCUUUUGCAUCCACCCCUGGUCCACUAUCCUAAACAACAUUGUUAGCAGACCCCCCCUCCCCCCUCCUUUUUGCUCUCGCUCUGCAUUGGGGGGCUGGACAUUCGAUGCUAAAGUGGUCACCGUGAACGGAUCACGCCAUAGUGUGCUUGUGGCGGUUGAACGAUUCUCGCGUGUGCUGCCGGUACCGGUGCGUCUCCAUCUCCACUCCUAAAUUGAUCCAAUUUCGCUGGUCUAAUCAAAAGAAAUUACCGCGUGCCGGUCGAUCAGUGGCGUGGAAUUCAUUUUGCAAUUAGGAAGAAACACUUGUCACACUUCCAACGCACGUCGUCGUCGUCGUUGUCGUGGUCAUCACUGCCUUAAACCAGAUGGCAACGGUGCAGCAGUUUACGCGCAGCUUGUUGCAACACUGCAACAAUGUUCGAGGUCCACUUGUGUUCUACAGUACCGCCAGUACGGCCGGUAACCAGAAGUUGCGACAAAUCAUCCAGGAACAGCUCGAUGGUAUCCGGGAGGCCGGUACGUACAAGAGCGAGCGCAUCAUUACCACACCCCAGGCCACGGCGAUCGGUGUUGAGGGCAGCACGGGAAAGAUCCUCAACUUUUGCGCCAACAACUACCUCGGACUUUCGGCAAACAGUGAUGUGAUUAACUAUGGUAAGAAGGCCCUGGAUGAGUAUGGGGCCGGUCUCAGCUCGGUCCGGUUCAUCUGCGGUACGCAGGACAUCCACAAGCAGCUGGAGAACAAGCUGACGGCAUUCCAUGAGCGGGAGGAUACGAUCCUGUACGCGUCCUGCUUCGACGCUAAUGCUGGCAUAUUCGAGGCCGUCCUUACACCCGAAGAUGCCGUCUUCUCAGAUGAGCUUAAUCAUGCCUCCAUCAUUGACGGUAUUCGGUUGUGUAAGGCCAAGAAGGCUCGCUAUCUGCACCGCAACAUGGCGGAUCUGGAGGAGAAAUUACGGACGACGGAUGCCCGAGUCAAGAUGAUCGUAACCGAUGGCGUGUUCUCGAUGGACGGUAAUGUGGCACCAUUGCCGGAGAUUUUCGAACUAGCCGAUCGUUACGGUGCGAUCACGUUCGUGGAUGAUUGCCAUGCGACCGGUUUCUUCGGACCGACCGGACGUGGUACGGAGGAGUUCUACGGUAUGCUUGGCCGGUGCGAUAUCAUCAACUCGACUCUGGGGAAAGCACUCGGUGGUGCGGCCGGUGGCUACACGACGGGUCCCCGGGAAUUGAUCGAUCUUUUACGGCAACGAUCGCGGCCUUAUCUCUUCUCGAACUCACUGCCACCGCCGGUUGUCGCGAGUGCGUACAAGGUGCUCGACAUGCUGAUGGCUUCCAGUGCGCUAACGGCCAAGGUGCAGAGUAAUACGCGCCGAUUCCGGGAAGCGAUGACGAAGGCUGGCUUUACGAUCUCCGGCAUGGAUCAUCCGAUCAGCCCGGUCAUGCUGGGCGAUGCACGGCUCGCGUCUACCUUUGCCGAUGAGAUGCUGAAGCGGGGUAUUUACGUGAUCGGGUUUAGCUAUCCCGUUGUACCGAAGGGUAAGGCCCGCAUCCGGGUACAACUGUCGGCCGCUCAUUCGGAGGAGGAAAUCGAUCGAGCCGUUGCUGCCUUUAUCGAAGUAGGCAAACAGCUCGGUGUGGUUGCGUGA
Messenger RNA from Anopheles darlingi, 1880 nucleotides. It is a transcript of the gene Gcat, whose product is annotated as 2-amino-3-ketobutyrate coenzyme A ligase, mitochondrial. The record is from RefSeq and is a predicted model, not a curated record. The transcript has 4 exons. Lineage: Eukaryota; Metazoa; Arthropoda; Insecta; Diptera; Culicidae. Gene Ontology annotation, biological process: biosynthetic process; L-threonine catabolic process. Gene Ontology annotation, molecular function: glycine C-acetyltransferase activity; pyridoxal phosphate binding. Bases 597 to 1880 code for a protein of 427 amino acids.